GAGAGGGCAGGAUGAACACAAGUCCAGCCUCCGAGCCUUUUCGCCUGCAGCGUCUCCUUCCGUCAGAGACUCCCCUCGUCUGCCUCUUCCACCCCGUCCCGGGUGGACCUGAGAGCAUGCACAUCAGUGGGGUCACACUUUCACACUUGCUGGUGACUGAGCUGUGUGCCAACACAGAUGCCGGGAGGAAAAAGAGACCGGAGAGGGAGGAGUCUGAGCAAUCCGUCAGCGCCCGCUGCAACUUUACCAGCAGUCCAGAAGCCCGGAGGGAGACCCUGACUGCACAAGCCUCCGGAGCUGCGUCCACUAUGUCGGAGAACUUUGAGAUCAGGAAUAUGGACAUGAAGCAGGGGGCCAGCCUGAAGAUCAAGGGCAAGAUUAAGGACAAUGCAGAGAGCUUUGUGAUUAACCUGGGCCAGGGGCCGGAGGAUCUGAACCUACAUUUCAACCCACGUUUCGGGGAGUCUGUCAUCGUCUGCAACUCAAAAGACCACAGCAACUGGGGCCAGGAGCAGCGGGAAGGUCACAUGUGCUUCAGCCCAGCCACGGAGGUCAAGCUCACCGUGACCUUUGAUGGUGACGAAUUCAAGGUGAAGCUGCCAGAUGGGCACGAGGUGACUUUUCCCAACAGGCUGGGCCACAGCCAGCUGAACUACAUGUGUGUGAAGGGCGGCUUCAGCGUCUCCUCCUUCAAGUUGGAAUGAGUGGGCAGCCGCUCCUGGAGGACUGACAGACCACCCGGGUCCCGGCUCACAGCCCUUGGGGUUCUGGCUCAGCUACCCACCCCCAGUUCCUGUCCCCUGGCCCCAGUGGCCUCCCCAAGGCCCAGAACAAAGGC
Molecule: messenger RNA, 838 nt
Organism: Condylura cristata (star-nosed mole)
Lineage: Eukaryota; Metazoa; Chordata; Mammalia; Eulipotyphla; Talpidae
Gene: LGALS2
Product: lectin, galactoside-binding, soluble, 2
Exons: 6
Coding region: 12-704 (230 amino acids)
Molecular function (GO): carbohydrate binding
Source: RefSeq, a predicted model, not a curated record